Molecule: messenger RNA, 551 nt
Organism: Pollicipes pollicipes
Lineage: Eukaryota; Metazoa; Arthropoda; Thecostraca; Pollicipedomorpha; Pollicipedidae
Product: zinc finger C2HC domain-containing protein 1C-like
Source: RefSeq, a predicted model, not a curated record
UCCAGCAACCCGCUCAAGGAGAACAAGCCGCCUGCGACGCCUACGCCGCGACCGCCGCCGUCAGACCCCAACCUGGCGCAGUGUCCCAUCUGCACGCGCGCCUUCGCCAAGGAUCGGCUGGAGAAGCACAAGACCAUCUGCGAAAAGAGCAACAAGAAGAAGCGCAAGGUGUUUGACCCGAUUAAGAUGCGGGUCAAGGGCACGGAGUUCGAGCAGUACAUCAAGAAGAUCAAGAGUGGUGCGAACGAUGAUAAGUCUCCGAAGAAGGCCGACUGGCGCAAGCAGCACGAAGAGUUCGUGGCCAACAUCCGGGCCGCCAAGCAGGCGCAGGCGCACCUGGACGCGGGCGGCAAGCUGGAGGACCUGCCGCCGCCGCCGCCGUCCGACACGUCUGACUACGUCGAGUGUCCGCACUGCGGCCGGCGCUUCAACGAGGCCGCCGCCGACCGUCACAUCCCCAAGUGCUCGUCCAUCUCGAGCAACAAGGCGCCCGGCCAGCCGCCGCCGAAGCAGGGCGGCCGCGGUGGCGGCAGGAAGCGCCGGUAGAGCGC